Messenger RNA from Haplochromis burtoni (Burton's mouthbrooder), 1410 nucleotides. It is a transcript of the gene ociad2, whose product is annotated as OCIA domain containing 2. Bases 826 to 1317 code for a protein of 163 amino acids. The transcript has 7 exons. Lineage: Eukaryota; Metazoa; Chordata; Actinopteri; Cichliformes; Cichlidae. The record is from RefSeq and is a predicted model, not a curated record. Gene Ontology annotation, cellular component: mitochondrial inner membrane.
AAUUUGUAGGAAAUACCUCACAUAUUAAAUACGAUGCCUUAUGCAUUGGCCUGGAUCAGUUUUAAAUUAAUUCUUUUUAGUCAUACGUUAUUUAGAAUAAUGUUAUGUAUUAGUUCUGUACUGGUGAACAGCUACUAUUUUUUUUUCUAAAUCAGAGCAUUUUUGUAGAAUUUGUGCAGUUGCAGUUGUUAGGAUAUAGAAAUUUAAACUAUUUAAUUAAUGCUCAGCAGUGAUGUUAAUAAAUAAGUAGUAAAACAAAUGUGUUUGCUUCAUGGAUAAGUGAGCCUUUGCUCCUUAAGCUGUGACCUGUUGAAAGGUAUUUAAGUACAGAUUAUAUAUACCAUUAUUAGAGAAACUGUAGCACUGAUAUCUGCAUUUUUAUUAGUGGUAGUAAAGAAAACCUUGACCUUUGGCUUAUAGGGAUGUGUGUCCAAUGAAAUAACCGAUAAUAGGUGAUCUUGUUAUGAAGUUUGACUGCGUAUAUUGAAUCUUUAGCCUAAACACAUGUAGAUAAUAUGUUACCUUUACCCACACUUGUGGGUCUACUAAAUAGUGAUAUGAAAGAGCAAACACGAAGCUGUAGGCAAAAAAGGUGUGUCAAACACUGACGUCUAAACUGUUAUACAGAGGUGAACCUGACCUGUUUUGGCUUGUCAUCCUCAUGCUCAAACAAAUCUGACUGGGCAGAGCUCUGUUAGGAAGGCGGAGUUAAAAGUCUAGUCCAGGAAGUUCUAUUACAGCUUGUUGCAUUUGACACAGGCAAGGGGAAGCUUCAAAAGCAGCAUAAUAGAGCUCCAGCAAUAAACUACUGAAGGGUCUAAGAUCAUGAGUGCUGAAAUAAGUGGGCAAACAGUGCCGACCGAGGAACCGGCAGCUGCUGGUUCAGGUUCAGCUCCCAUUAAAGGAGGGUGGAAAUGCCCAUUGAGUGAUGCCCAUGUUCACAGAGAAGAUGUGAGAAAAGUUUGGAAAGAGUGCCAAGAGGAGAGCUUCUGGUACAGAGCGCUUCCAUUGUCUCUGGGCAGCAUGGCUGUCACCGGUGGUCUCAUCUACCAAGGUAUUUGGAAAUCAUCAAAGCGAUUUGGUCCUUUUCCAAAACUAGCAGUUGCAGGGAUCCUUGGAUUUGCAGUGGGGAAAGCAUCCUAUGUGGGCACUUGUCGGAGCAAAUUCCAGGAGCUUGGCAUUCAGGGUGGACCGGGGAUUGGACCCUGGUCAAAGAGAGAUCACCCUGGUCACAGACACAGGGAGAGCAGACCCUGCCACCAUGUGUGUGAAGAAUGUAAGAAAAAUGCUCCAGCAGCACCAGCUGGACAGGCUUAAAGACUGUGAGGAUGGAUGUACGUGUUGGAGAGAUUUUCUGCAUGAAUUCAUCACCUUCUUAUCAAUGUCUUAAAUAAAACUUGUAAACACGUC